GUAUCGAAUGUGUAUCCAGCCCUGGUCCGCAUACAGCCACGCGUCGUGGUGUCGUCACGUCGUCUGGAUUAUGUUAUAAUUUGAGCUACUUAAAAUCCAGCAUAAUUGAAACAGGAUGCUCCCUCAAUUGCAUAACAGCGAUUUUGCAUAAGUGUGUAUGUGUGUGUGCGUACGGCCAGGGAGGAUACACACAAAUACAUACUAAUCGACGGAACGUUUCACAAUUCAUUUUACUGGAUCAUCAAUAAUAUAAAACAAAUUCGAUAUACGCUGCAUAUUGCAUUUUUGCUGGAGUUAGUUGAUUGGAUAAUUUUGUUGCAACAACGCCGCAAAUUUGUUUUGGCUGCUAUCGAACAUAUUGUAUAUAUCGAUAGUUAACUGUAUGCGAUAAUUACCAUAACCCACAGUAUUUGUUUGAGCAAUCUUAACUGUUAGUAACAGUACAGCCGCCUGUUAAGUUCUUGAAUGCCAGAAACAUAACAUUAAACAAGCAGUGACACUUACAUAACGCGCAGUCACAGUCGUACGUCGAGUGAUAUGGCCGUGUUUCUGAUCAACAUCUGCAAAUUCAAUGGCUGUUUUAAAACUUUUCCAAGUCUAGGCGACUUAAUAUCACACAUCGAGGGAACACACAUAGACUAUGAUCCUAAGGUGGUCGAGCAAAAGGAGCUGGCACCGCCCCCGUCUCUGCCGCUGAGCUAUGUGCUGCGCUUCAUCUCAGAUGAUGCACGCAAGGAACCUUCCACUUUUCUGUCCAACACCACCAACAAUAACAACAGCGCCAGCAACACCGGCAGCAGCGGCAAUGCGGGCAACGCAGAGCUCAAGCGAAAGCUGGCCAUUAAGCAUCAUAGCUAUAGCAUGUCCUCGUCAAAUCGUAGCAACACGCCCACAGGCAGCGAAAUGGACGAAGAUGAAAUGGUUGUCACCGAAUCGGAGGAUAGCAAUGACUCUUGGACCACCGAGGAGUUUAGCUCGGAAUUUAUUAUGCGUUAUGGUAGCAGGCAUUCCGGUGGCGGCAGCAAUGGCACGCCUGGCAAUGAAAAACCUUUUGCGUGUCCCGUGCCCGGCUGCAAGAAGCGUUACAAGAACGUGAAUGGCAUUAAAUACCAUUCGAAGAACGGCCACAAAAAGGACGGCAGAGUGCGUAAGGGCUACAAAUGCCACUGCGGCAAGAGCUAUAAAACGGCGCAAGGCCUGAAAAACCAUGCACUGCUCACCCACAAUACACAGCCAGAGAGCGUUUUAACCGCUGAAAAUGUGAUUAGAUGCAAACCGGAGAACAAUAACAGCAGCAACAGCAGCAGCCUGGCCGGUAGCAACAAUGCUGGCAGCAACAAUGUCGGCCUGUUGCAGCGCAGCAAUUCACCAUCGCAGUCGCUGGGCUCGCUGAGUCCCUCCAGCAGCAACAUGUCGAGCAGCACCAGCACCAGCUGUCACGGCGCUGGCAGCUUGGGCAGCAAUAGCUUGUCUAGUAAUGCUGCCACUGCCACCAACAUGUUGCAGCAGCUUAGCAAUGGUAACAUUGUGACUGUCACAAAUUUGCCACAGCAGCAGCAACAAGCACUGCCGCAACAGCAACAGCAGCAGCAAAUGAGCGUCAGCACACUGUCGCAAAACGCCACAGCAACAACAACAACAGCAACAGAAACCUCUUACUCCUGCUCACACAACAACAACAGCAACAGCAGCAGCGACAGCAGCAAGCAACUUGCAACAGCCGCAACUGCAACAGCCAAGUACAAUCGGCCCACAGCAGCAGCCGCUACAGCAGCACCAAGCAAAACGUCGUCGUCAGCGACCACGCCCAUGCAAAUCUCGUACACCUUCAUUGAGCACAAGUAUUCCCUGGGUUUUAAAGAGAAAUUCCUGUCGAAUCUUCGCGCCAGCCGCAACGCAUCUGGUGGAGCGUCCAACGGCGACCAACUGGCCGCAACAGCUGCUGGCAUUGGGGCAGAGGCAGCAACGGUUGGCACAGUUGGUAGUGGCAGCGGUAGCGCCAAUCCCAACGCUGGCAACAUGCUUAGCGCUGUUGCUGUGGGCCAAAUGUGCGCGCUGCAGAACGAGCAUAUACAUCAAAAUCUCUACAAGAAAACAAUCAAUUGAGAGUGUGUGUGUGAGAUGAGAUAAGACCGGAUCAGAUCAGUUCAGUUCAAAUUUGGGCACAGAUCGGACCGCAUAUAUAGAGAGUUGGCUGUGAUGAAGUAGUUUUAUGUCUGAGGAGAGCAAGAGGAUUUGUCAAGAAAGCAGUAGAGAAUUAGGAAGAGAGAAGCAUUAGGAGAGCAAAUACGCAAGUUUUCAUGCCGUUCAAUAAUAUUUUAAACAAAUGAAAAAACAAACACAAACAAAACACAAUUUAUUUUUCUAUAUAAAUGUAAAAAAAAAAAAAACUAGCAAACACUUUCGCACAUUUCACAAACUUUAACCAAGUCUAAAAAACAACGAUUGGCAGUAACAAAAACAAAAACACAAAUAUAUAUAUAUAAAACCUCUCUCUCUCUCUUAACUUUGCAUUAGAGAAUUAAAAAAAAAAAAAAAACAAACAAAAGCAAAACCCCAUUUAAAAAUUAACCAUAUAAUUUAGUGAAUACAUUUUUGAAGUUGUUUCUUCAACUAGUCAUUAUCGUAGUUAAAUUAAAUUUUUUGAUUUACAUGCACAUCUAGAAAUUUAUUACCAACUCAACUACUGUGGCUACUGUAUUAUGUAAGAUCGCAAACGAUUUCGGUUACCACGUAAUAGUUGGUUUAUAUAAUUUUCAUACAAAAAAUUCAUCAAAUUGACAACAGAAACAUAAAAUGUCGUUUUCUGCACAUUAGUUAAAUUUUUCGUUAGGCACGAAGUUAAAUUUGCCAAAAACUUCGUGUAAAGUAAAAAAAAUAUUGUAUCGAAUAUGCAAGCAAAUAAAAUAGCUAGCUACAAAUUACAAAUAAAAUAUAAAAAAAAAAAACAUUGAAAGUGAAGGAAUACAAAAAAAAGAAGCAUAAUAGAAGAGAAGCUUAAAAGCUUCAACUGUUUCCGUUUAGAAUCCACAAUAACUCUAUGGUAGUUAUAGUAUUAUAUGAUAUAAAUUAUAUAUAUAUAUAUUUGUAGUUAUAUGUGUGCACAUUUAAUUUAUAUAUGAAAUAAUUAUAUAUGUUCUCUAUUCAUGUGCGUGUCUCUGUGUGUGUCUGUACGAUUAUGAAAUUGAUAUAAUGAUUGUCUUAAUUCAAAUUUACGAUCGUCCUUAAAUGUAAUACAUUUUAUAAUCCUAUAUAUAUAUAUAUAUAUAGCUGUAUGUUCUAUUUCUAUGAUGCGAGUCAUAUUCAAAGUAUUUUAUGCAUGCAUACAAAAUUAACAUUAAUAAUUAGAAACUAUUUAAAACAUAACAAAACAACAAAAUAUGGAAGUGUUAGUCGCCCCCAACAAUAAAAAAAAUAUGUAAUUGGGUUCCUUAUGUACGAAUAAUGCAUAAAAUUGAAAGAAAUGAAAGAAAAACAUGAUACGAAACAGAACAAAUUAAUUGACAUUUUUAAUAUAUACACUACCUUAUACAAACAUAUAAAAAUAAUUAUAUAAAUAUAUAUUAUAUAUAUAUAUACAUAAUAUUAAUGAAUAAUUAGUAUACCUAAAGCCGCCAACCGCCAAACAACAAAUUUUGAUGCGCAUUUGCAGACGCCCAGCGUCUUAAAUUAGACUACAAAUACUACUAAAUAAUAAAUGUGCCCCCCUCCCAAAACGUAUAUAAACUAUCUUUAAGACCACACGCUUAUGCGGCUUUAACCGGCCGAUAUAGUUUAGCUAUCAACUUUUAUAUCAACAAAUAAAAUGAAAACAACGUAAAAAGCUAUGCUUCGGCUCACCGAAGCUGACAUACCCUUGCAGAUCAAAUUUAAUACAAUCAAUCAAGUUAUUGAGAGACACAUUCGUCCUUCCGCUAUUAUCAUAGACUCUUAUCAAAGAGUCGAAAAAUAUUCUGCAUUCACAACAAGUUUUCUAUCCGUGCGAUCUGUAGGCGUAUACAAAAACACUUUUGCGCUACAAUAUAAAAACUGAAAUAGGCAAAUAAAUAAACCUUGGAAACCAACUCAAACCUUCUAAUGAAAACAAUAAAUUAAAUAUAUACCUAUUUCUAUAUUUAAAUGUAUUUCAUCUUAUAUAAGACUGCUGUUAUGUUCGUAAAUAUAUUUAAUAUAUAUUAUAAUUAACGAAAAAUAUAAACCAUACAACACAUAAUAAAUUAUAUGAAGAAAAAACAAAAAAAAAAAAUGCAAGCUACAUGAAUAGUUAGUAUAUUCAUACUCAACCUAUAUACAUACGACUAUGUACUAUACUAUAUACAUAUAUAUAUAUAUAUAUAUUAAAUGUACUGUAGUUUACUAAAACUCGUUAUUAUGUACAUGUAGAGAAAUAUUUGAAGCGUAUGUGUAUGCAACCAUCAAAAAUCAACUUAUAUUGUAACAAGGGCUAAAGUUGUAGAAACUUGAAAUAUGACGGGUUUUAAUAUCAAGUAACCUAACUACAUAAAAAAACGACAUCAUCAUUAACAUUAUCAUCCACAAACAAAAAAUAAAA
Drosophila montana is the source of this 4552-nucleotide messenger RNA. Its product is annotated as probable serine/threonine-protein kinase cdc7. Lineage: Eukaryota; Metazoa; Arthropoda; Insecta; Diptera; Drosophilidae. The record is from RefSeq and is a predicted model, not a curated record. The coding region runs from base 538 to 2106 and encodes 522 amino acids. Gene Ontology annotation, cellular component: nucleus. The transcript is spliced from 7 exons.